GGGUCCUUCCUCUCUCCUCGCCUGGCUGAGGGUCAUGUUCAGAGCCGCAUAGCCGCGCUGAAUCCUCACACACAGCUUCAUUUGAUCCGGAUCCAUUCUAAUUUAUUUCCAGACAUGAUGGGCGGUAGGACGAGUGCCAUUGCGGCCGGGCUCGGAGCAGCUGUUUUCGUAGGUUACUGCAUUUAUUUCGACAGGAAACGAAGGAGCGACCCAAAUUUCAAGAACAAGCUAAGAGAGCGAAGGAGGAAGCAGAAGGUGUCACAGGAAAAAGCUGGCUUAUCAAGACUACCAGACUUAAAGGAUGCAGAAGCUGUGCAGAAAUUUUUCCUGGAAGAGAUUCAGCUGGGAGAAGAGCUGUUGGCACAGGGAGAUUAUGAGAAAGGUGUGGACCACCUGACCAAUGCCAUAGCGGUGUGUGGUCAGCCUCAGCAGCUCCUCCAGGUUCUGCAGCAGACGCUGCCUCCACCCGUCUUCCAGAUGCUCCUCACUAAACUGCCCACCAUCAGUCAGCGCAUCGUCAGUGCACAGAGCAUGAGUGAUGACGACAUCGAAUAAGAAGAGUUCCUUUCAAACACGUCGAUUCUACUCGGUGGAAAUGUCUCCUGUCUGGUUCACCCCUCGAUCGUUAAAUGACCUCCUGUUUUCCAUCUACUGUGUACAAAGACUUCCCAAACCCAUAGAAACAUUUUAUAAUAAUUAAAAAAAUAAUUUGCCUUUAGGCCAGAUGAUGUUAGUUGUUCUGUGUUUGGUAAUGUUGAACUAUCUGAUGAUGUUGAUGAUGAUGAGGUUUGUGCUGUUAGACGACUCGGCAGUUGCUGUGUGUAAAUGAACGAGAUACAGAAACAUGAUCAGGACUCUUUAUUUCUCUCACUAAUAUGCAACAAAGUGCUGCACACCCACAACUCGUCCUGAACCCUCACAACUCCUCCUGCAUCGCAGACUGAACGUUUACAUCGUCCAGCUUACUUCAGAUUGAGUGAUUUUUAGUAAGACUGUGUUUGUAGGUUUUCUCUUACGUUCCAGAGGAUCUUUGUGUGUUGCUUAUUAUUCUAAAAAUAAAAUAGUGGCCCGGCUUGAUCACAUGCAGCUUUGCAGGGUAAACAGAAGAAAAAGGAUGAAUUUGCUGGAUUAAAUGUUUUAAAUUAAACUAAAUGCCUCCCUCAUCACAACCUGUAAGGUAAAGCUGCACACAUGAUUUUUAUCCAUUUAAAUAAAUUGACUGACCCACUAAA
Trichomycterus rosablanca is the source of this 1232-nucleotide messenger RNA. It is a transcript of the gene tomm20b, whose product is annotated as translocase of outer mitochondrial membrane 20b. Gene Ontology annotation, biological process: protein import into mitochondrial matrix; protein targeting; intracellular protein transport. Gene Ontology annotation, cellular component: mitochondrial outer membrane; mitochondrial outer membrane translocase complex. The transcript has 5 exons. The record is from RefSeq and is a predicted model, not a curated record. The coding region runs from base 115 to 555 and encodes 146 amino acids. NCBI's taxonomy places the organism in Eukaryota, Metazoa, Chordata, Actinopteri, Siluriformes, Trichomycteridae. Gene Ontology annotation, molecular function: transmembrane protein transporter activity.